This is a messenger RNA of Porites evermanni, 6525 nucleotides long. NCBI's taxonomy places the organism in Eukaryota, Metazoa, Cnidaria, Anthozoa, Scleractinia, Poritidae. The record is from the annotation of a GenBank genome assembly.
AUGGCGGACGACGAGAAGACUUUUACGUUUCAGUGCGUUCCAAACAAAACUUUUCCAGGAUUUGAAUCUGCCGAUAUAAAAGAACGUUUUAUGAAAUGGUAAGUUCAAAAACUGUUUUUGCGAAAUGGUAGCGGAGAUUGAAGGCAUACGCGAAAAAGUACUUCUGCAAAUACGCGCGAACUUGUCUCCGUCUUUCACUCAGAUAAGCUUAUUUAUGAUUUAAUUCCUAACGAUUUUCGACAGUUCAAAACAAUUUUAAGAACUCCAUUGUAUAUUAUCAGCACAAAAAUUGCCGUUAAAGUAGUUAGUACGUUGGUGGCUGCCACUGAAUCAUACAUGUUACAGUUUGCAGUUUUGGAUCGCGUUCUAACGAUGUUCAAUUUUUGUAAUUUAGCUUAAGAGACAAAAAACCCAGCCAGACAAAGAGACUGGCUGUUAUUAAGAUUGGAUGAUUUGUCGUAUCCAGUAACUCCCCGUUCCUCGUAGAUGGUUUGUCUUGACAUAUAACCCAACCACUGAUUUAUGUGUCUCUGGAAAGUCUGUGUCUUCAAUAUAACAAUGUUAAGGUGUGAAUAUAAUCAACCCUCUCUAAGAUGGACACCAUAUUAGGACCAUCAUUAAUUUAUCUUUCUCAGAGUGGUGUACCCUUAGAGGGGGUUAAUUUUGGAUCUAUCCCUACUAUCAAAAUCAAAGAAAAAUAAUAGAGAAAACAAUGGUAUAUAUUCUAACAAAUUAAUAACAUCAAAAAAGUACCCACAAGUCACAAAUGCAUGUUAAAGGAGAUGUUGAAAGGUAUUUUACUAUUAUGUACCUGCCAACUAUUUUCUGGGUCAAAUGCGUGAGAUUUUCGCCUUGUAAUGACCGCGAUUUCUGAAAACGCCUCAGCAACUUCCAAAGAUUUCUGAUGAUUCUCUGAAGACUUCUGAAUGUUGCCAAAAGUUUCUAAAGAGGUUUCAUUGUCCUUUGAGCACUUCCAAAGCUAUUUAAAAGACAACAAUGUCAGUGUUUUUUUAUUUGAUUAGGACACGACUUCAUCAUUCUGGGCCUGUUUGGAAUAUUUUAGUGGAAAAUGAAUUGAAUUUUUGUCAUAAAUCAUGUGUUAAAGAACAAUAUUCAUCUGGAUUUGUGAGUCAGGUGUGAGAAAUGGUCCUUGAUGUAUGAGAUCGACGUCUUAAGGCCAAAGAAGUGAGACUCACGCAUAAUGCGUGACUGUUGGCAGGUGUAUUAUUACUGUUUCCAAAAACUAUUUUUCCAAAUGUUCAGUUUUACACAGAGAAGCUUGAGGAAACUGUCAAAAGAGAUUUCUCGGUCGCAGGGAUGUAGAAAAUAGCCUGGAGCCAGGGAAAAUACCCGGCUCUCAACGCAUUUUUUUCUGGUUGAUAAAAAUUGCAGUCUUUAAAAAGGCAACUGUUUUCUUCUCAUAUUACCUGCCCAUCAAAUGCCAUUUCCUGUCUGUUAUGAAUUUAAGCUACACCCCUGUGUCGGGUAGGUAACUGGAAAGAGAGUGCAUCUCUUUAAAAAAGAAUAAUAUAUCACUGUUUGCAGGGGAAUGAUAAGAAGAAGUAAAUCUCAAAUGUUCUCGUAUGACCAGUUGUUUCAGGCAUAUCAAAAAGACAAGUUUGUUUUGGUAAGUCAUACUUCUUUAAAGGCACCUUAUUACCAAACGUUAGCUGGCUUCAAUACUAAAUUGUCUUAUCAAUGUACUACUGAUGAGCCGUAUUGUGUACGUACAAUUGUACUAUAUUCUUACAGGGUUGCCUAGAGAGCUAAUAGCAAACCAUUAUUAUUAUACCUGAAGUAAUUAAUCAACCAUUUUUUUCAACUCCCUCCCCCCCUUAAUUUUCCUCAAUAUAUCCAAGCAGAAGGGAAAAUAUAUGUAUACUGGAAACCAAUUGUUUUAGUUAAUAGAUAACAAAUAACCAAUUUUAAAAAAAUCACUGUACAGUGAAUAUCCCAAAAAACUGGCUCUGACUCUGAUCCUACAGUAUAAAGCGAUGACAAAUUAUUACCUAACUACUUUGGCUUCUCUUUUUUUAAAGGACUUUUUUCAAGAUCCUGCUGUUGUUUCCAGUCUUCAGGUUGGUGUUCUGUACGAUUAGUAAGAAAUAGUUUAGCUUGUUCUGAGGGUAAAGGGGGUACUUUAUACCAUCUUUAAUGGCAUGACAUACAGGAAGGCUCUGCCUACAAGGGGAACCAUUUUUUGCUUCAGGUAUAUUAAAGGGUAAGGAUUUCAUGCAUCAAAAUAUAUUGUAAGGGUAGGGAUAUAUCUUGUUUUAGGUUUUUAAAAGAGCCUUUAAGUAUUUAAAACUAUUAUGAACAGAGAUAUCUUAUAGGUAGCCUGCGUAGCUGGCGGUAUUGUGUGGGUGCGAGAUUAAAGUUUUGGCGGCGGAGCCGUGUUCCAAAAAAGGGAGUAGGGACGAGGCGGUUGAAAUACUACCUGCCAGAAAACCCCGGUAUUUUGAAUAGUCCGCACACCAGUGUGCAGGGAAAUGGAUCGGUCGAGGGCCAUACAUAUGUCAAUCAUGUUAGAUGAUCUUUCGCAUAUAUUUCCCAAUUUAGGGAGCAGAUGGCAAACUGAAAAAGACGUACAUGUAAAGUGAUUGUGAUUUCCGCUUUAAAAAGAGCAUAAUUGAUGACCAAAUUGCUGAAAUGGCGUCUUUAAACUUCACAGCGCUGGAAUUGUCUUCAUUUAGCCGUAAGAAACAAAAGUCAAAGAAAAUUAAAACACUAUACAACUGCAUCUGAGAUCAAAUCCUAUCAGGAACACCUACAGAAGAAUAAACCACCAGAAAUGGUUACUCAGUAUGCAUGUAACAAACCAGCUUCAUGACCUGGUGUUGCAAAAAAAGAUUUACUCAGUCAAAGUUUAGAAUGAUACAUGCACUGUGUAGUGCUAGUAACCUUCGCGCGAGAGCCGAGAAAAUAAAAAAACCCUCUGUUCAAGCAAACUCACAAGGUCACGUUUCACAUUAUCAUGAGCUUAGGAGUCGUGUUUAGCCUGUCAACGCUUAUUUCUAAACUGUCUCGCGUGAAAAUAAUCGGAAGUUUCAAAUUGCAGGUUUCUCUUUGACUGGCUGAUUUAAUUGCGAUCAGCUAAGGUGACAAAAGUGAGUGGCAUUCGAAAAAUCAUGGUUCUCUGGCAGGCGGUAUUUCUCGCGGCUUCGCCGCUCGUGACGGCUCUGCCGUCAAAUCUCACUCGACUAUAUUACAACGGCUCUGCCGCCAAAUCUCACUCGACUACUACACAAUACCGCCAGCUACUUAGGCUAUCUUAUGGGUGUAUUCAGUUUGAUUUGCUAAAUGCUAAAAUAUGCAUGAAAGUGAGAAGAGGCAGUCCUGAGAAUAUGUAACAUAUUUCAAUGGAAGAUAACCUAAAAAGGUAUCUUUUCUCUCAAAAAUGGUAUAUAAUAAGACAAAGCUUCUUAACAUAAAACUUGGGUGAGUACUUUCUGGUGCUGGUUCCAUUCAGUAAAAUACUUUAAUUCUGAAGAUUUUAUGCCUUUCUUGUUUCAGGUUGUGUCCUCUAAUGAUAAUUGGGGUCCUUUAAGUAAGUAAUGAAACCCAGAAAAUAAAAGUUAAGAUCAUGUAUAAUUGUUUGCUGUCUCUGCUUGAGUUAUUUUUAAUGAAUUAAAACCAGUUUUCAGUCCACAGCAUUAGUCAACCGCCAAGCCUUUUUCCUCGUGGAUGAAAUUACCCUAGCAAUUUUUUUUUGAAUCCUAGAAUUUUCGAGGAAAUUUGUGAGGUCGGUCCUUCUGUAUUACUUAGUCUUAUAACUUAAAAAUGAGGUCACACUUUAUUGGAAAUGAAAAAGCAAGUGGAUCAAAAUGCAUUGCACAAGUAAAUUAAAUAUUUCUUGACUUUAAACAAAAUAAAUUAAUGCUUGGCUCAUAAUUUAACUGGAAGGUCUCUUCCUAAUGGAUACUUGCCACAUGUUCUUAAAAAUAUAAGAGUCCUUGGAAACAUGACCUGGAGUCUUUGCAAAAAAACCUUUACUAAGAAUGAUUUACCAGUGUGGCUAUUAUUUCAGGUAAAACAAUAGAUUCACUAAUAUGUAGCCUGCAUAGCUGGCGGUAUUGUGCAGCAGUCGAGUGAGAUUUGGCGGUGGAGCCGUUGUAAUAUAUUCGAGUAAGAUUUGACGGUGGAGCUGUCACGAGCGGCGAAGCCGCGAGAAAUACCGCCUACCAGAGAACCAUGAUUUUUUGAAUGCCGCCCACUUUUGUCACCUUAGCUGAUCCCAAUUAAAUCAGCAAUUUGAAACUUCCUAUUAUUUUCACGCGAGACAGUUUAGAAAUAAGUGUUGACAGGCUAAACAUGACUCCUAAGCUCGUGAUAAUGUGAAACGUGACCUUGCGAGUUUGGUUGAACCGAGGUUUUUUUAUUUUUUCUCAGCUCUCGCGCAAAGGUUACUAGGGUCAUGAAGCUGGUUUGUUUCAUGCAUACUGAGUAACCAUUUCCUGUGGUUUAUUCUUCUGUAGGUGUUCCUGAUAGGAUUUGAUCUCAGAUGCAGUUGUAAAGUGUUCUAAUUUUCUUUGACCUCUGUUUCUUAUGGCUAAAUAAAGACAAUUCCAGCGCUGUGAAGUUUAAAGAUGCCAUUUCGGCUAUUUGGUCAUCAAUUACGCUGUUUUAAUGGGGAAACCACAAUCACUUAUGUUUUCCAGUUUGCCAUCUGCUCCCUUAUUUGGGAAAUAUAUGCGAAGGAUCAUCUAACAUGAUUGACAUAUGUAUGGCCCUCGACCAAUCCGUUUCCCCGCACACUGGUGUGCGGACUAUUCAAAAUACCGGGGUUUUCUGGCAGGCGGUAUUUCAACCGCCUUGUCCCUACUCCCUUUUUUUGCAAUACGGCUCCGCCGCCAAAACUUUAAUCUCGCACCCACACAAUACAACCAGCUACGCAGGCUAGCUAGUAUGUAACACUUGGAAAGUUCUGUUUUCCCCGAACUGGAAAAGUGUCAGACCGUUCUGAUGAAAACAAAUUGCAGAUGAAUUAACUUUAACAUCAAAAUCAGUGUGUGGUUUGUUGGUGUGUGUGAGGGAAUGGGAUGGGGAAUGGACUACGUACAGCGUACACUGAAAAAGUAAUUGGUACCACCGAAGGAUCAUAUAUGACAUUCAUUUAUGUUGUUUAAUUGUGGGCUUGUUAACAUAUGAACAUAAAUAAUUAUUAUUAAGAAUGGAAAUUACUUUCUAGUUUAAACAAUUUUAGACCCCCUCCCCCUGCCCUGGUCAAAGAUACCUGCUUCUGCCCAUGAACAUGAUCAUUUUUUAUUCCCUAGACGUUAAACCCUCUUCUGUGAUGGCUGAGCUUGUUUCCUGUUCUGUUACGUCAAUGGAAUUCUUUGACAGACUUCAAGAUCAAGGUUUGAAUGUGUAAUUUCUCAGUAACCUCCAAUUUCCUUUAUUUCAAGAAUGAUACAUUUAUUAUGGUACAUGUGUACUAGUAAAAAAUGAAAAUUUUGCAGCAAAAUCGAGAAAAUCUUUUUGUUUAUUAUACUUUGUAUUUAAAAGUUAGCCAGGUUUUGUAAGAUUUUCAGAUUAAGCAUCAUGAAUUCCUUUUGUAUUUACUUUGAGUUCAGGAAUAAUUAUUUUUUCUAAUUUCUUUCCAAAAUAAAAUCUUGAAAGGAAUUGUAAGAGAAUCAGGAAGCAUUAGAAAGUGUUUUGAUGAAUAUUUUGAAGACUUUGUCAUUUCUGAUGAACUUAGAAAGGUAAGUUGUAACAAUAAUCAGUAGGUUUGUUAAACCUGCUACCUCGCUAGUGCUUUCAGGGAUCUUACACCAGUGACCAUGUGUAAAGAUUGUUUGUAGAUCUCGUAAUCAAUUUAUUUUAGUCCUUUGCUUAGCCUUUUGACCUUUUGUAUUUAUUUACUAUUUCUCAUGUUGUAAGAGAAGCAUAUCAUGUAGUUUUUGAAGUGUUUUUAGAAAUCUUUGUAAACUUAACAAUAAAUUUGUUGAAGUCUUUUGUGAACUUUUGACUUCAUUUUUAUUUUUACUUUACCCCAGUGAGUGAUAAUUUUAUCUGUUAAAACAAUAGUUUGUAUGUUUAUCUUUCCAAGAUGAAGCCUGCUAGAUGUAGCAGACUUUCUCUAGAAACAAAUCCGUCUAUUCGUUUCCUUCAUUGUUUGUAUUCGUGGGAAACUUUUUCUUUUGGAAUCUGAAAUCCUGGGCUUUGGAAUCCGGAAUAUAGCUCAAGGAAUUUGGAAUCCAACAAUCGAUUGGAAUCUGGAAUCCAAGUUCGAUUGAAAAAAGAUUCAGAAUCCAGUAUCUGGAAUCCAGAAUCCACAACGAGGAAUCCAGAAUUUGAGGCUGUCUUGGGUUCCCUUACUUACAUGGCCGGGUGAUUGAAUGCUUCUGUAUACAAGUUAAAAUUGACAGCAUUAGUAAAAAUAAGGUUCAAAGGUUCGUUUUUGUCCAUUUGUAGGUUUUACUUCUUGAAGAGGCAGAAACAUAUCCAGUUUUCAGUGAUGCUGAUAGAAAUGAGUUUAUUUUCUUGAUAUUUAAGCAUCUCUGCCUGGGAGGCCAAGUCUGCCAA